UGUCUAUCAACAACACGUGUUCAUAUAAUUCUCUAUUAGCAUUAACAGUGCGCAUAGCUACUGCCCAGUUCAAACAGACACGAACAACAGUUAUCGCGAACGCAUUACCAGCUCCCCAUGUUGAAGUCAGUCUUAACCUGACCAGCCGGCAUGGAGCACGCACAUUCGCUCAUCGUUUUAACAUUGUUACAACUAUGCUUAGCAGAAAUUCCAAACGCCGCGCCGAGAUGGUAUGCAGUCAACUUAAUCAACGACUCUAACUAUUCACCGAAGCCAAUUACUGAAAUAUUCUCCGCUCAAAACACAUUCCCUCCGGAUAACCCAGUGAUCGUCCUGCAGUCAACUCAGUCGCCAAUAACGCAAGACAUUGUGGGAACAACUCCGCCCACCACAUGGAGCACGGGAACAACCAAUACUCAGAGCACGUCGUAUACACAGACCCAAUUCCCUAGAAUAUUAUCAGAUCAAAAUAUACAAGGAUCCACGGAAGAUCCAUCCACGCAACUAACACAGUCAACAGUUCCAUAUCCAACAACAAAUCUACGUGCCGAUCUGACGAGUAUUUUGGGAAACGUUUACCAGACAAGUCAAAGUCAGAGUUACUCUCCGUUCCAAACCACUCCACCAACAGUGGCUGUGACGCCAUCCACAGUACAAACAUGGCUACCUACUCAAUCGACCACACCACCUCCGGUACCCACGAGUGACUGGACUACUCUAUCUACAUCAUCGCCUAUCCCGCAGCUGAAUAGAGAAACAUACAACACAUUACCACCAUAUGUUCCCACCUUGAGAUCUAACGUUCCUUUUAAUCAACCGCAAGGACAAGCAAACGGCAAAGUGAGGCCUUGUGACUUAAAUGGAGUUAACCCUAAGCCCACUUACAAUGCCUCAUCUCCUACGCUAUUAAGCCCUAUCCCAAAGCCCAUCCUCACAAUCCGUUUGAAAGCUCCGAGAGGUUCUAUCACAAACCUGCAUAUAAACCCAAGUACCACAACUACGACUAAAAAACCUACAACGACUAGAAGAAGGAAAUCGCCAAAGGGAAAAAAUGACUAUGAGAUAUGCCUGGAUUCAUGCAAGGGCAGAAAGGAUCCGAUUUGUGCCAGUCCUUUAGGAGUACUUCCAAUCGAUUCCAAUACCUUAAAAGGUUUCCCGUCUUUAUGUCACAUGGCCUGUCAUAACUCUUUCAGAAAACAACCAUCAUACGACAAAGUAGCAGAUGGGCGUUGUGGAAGAUUGCGCACACGCAUCCGCACAGUUGAAAAGAACAAAAUAAAGCGAGAAGACCUGAACAAAGCCCAGUACACCGUUUCACAUUCUGGCCCCGAAACUGUUGUGGAAUUCUCUUCUUUGAAACGUUGAAGUGUUUUAAAUAUAGUUUAUUAUAAGGAAUCGUGAAAUUAUGUACAUUUUAGUUAUGUGUCGUAUGAGAAGUUAAGAACAUGAAGCCCUUGAAGCAUAAUAUGAGAUACUAAAGACAGUCAUACUUUCGAUGUUAGACUAGUGCCAGUCUAUACGUACAAACGACGGUUAGAGCAAAAAUGCUCUAAGGCCCUUUAACUGCUUUUUGUGUUAUAAAACUCAUAAUACUUUUAAAAAUAGGCUUACUUUAUUUUAGGAGUACUUGUAAUAUAAUUCUCAUUAUGUUUUAAUACUUACAUAAUACCUGAUAAUAUGCCAUGGUAAGUUCCAGAUUUCUACAUACUUCGAUAGACACGAUUAUAUAAAAACAGU
Zerene cesonia (dogface butterfly) is the source of this 1737-nucleotide messenger RNA. Its product is annotated as mucin-5AC-like. Gene Ontology annotation, molecular function: protein binding. NCBI's taxonomy places the organism in Eukaryota, Metazoa, Arthropoda, Insecta, Lepidoptera, Pieridae. The record is from RefSeq and is a predicted model, not a curated record. The transcript is spliced from 3 exons. The coding region runs from base 151 to 1365 and encodes 404 amino acids.